Molecule: messenger RNA, 3722 nt
Organism: Polyodon spathula (Mississippi paddlefish)
Lineage: Eukaryota; Metazoa; Chordata; Actinopteri; Acipenseriformes; Polyodontidae
Product: actin-histidine N-methyltransferase-like
Exons: 13
Coding region: 136-1944 (602 amino acids)
Biological process (GO): peptidyl-lysine dimethylation; positive regulation of transcription by RNA polymerase II; peptidyl-lysine trimethylation
Molecular function (GO): protein binding; histone H3K4 methyltransferase activity; histone H3K36 methyltransferase activity
Source: RefSeq, a predicted model, not a curated record
CAGUCGGAUGGGAACGGUGUUGCAAUUCGUGUUUAUAUUAUUUUUAGUUUUCUGGAUGCGACUAGGUACAUAUUUAAUUAAUUUUAGUAUGGGAUUCUUAAAUCAUUCAACGUAAUCGUAAAAUGAAGCCAAAAGAUGGGGAAAAAGAGCAGAGUUAAAACCCAGAAGUCGGGCGGUGGGGCCACGUCAGCAGUCUCCCCCAAAGAUAUGAUGAAUAUAAUCUCUGAGCUGCUGCAAAAGUGCAGCAGUCCAGCUCCAGCUCCAGGGAAGGAAUGGGAAGAGUAUGUCCAGAUUCGAUCCCUGGUAGAAAGAAUACGCAAAAAACAAAAAGGUUUGUCUGUGGUUUUUGAUGGAACAAGAGAAGAUUUUUUCCCUGAGUUAAUGGCAUGGGCUGCAGAAAACGGGGCAUCAACUGAAGGCUUUGAAAUUGCAAAUUUUCCAGAGGAAGGCUUUGGUUUAAAAGCCACCAGAGAUAUUAAGGCUGAAGAGCUGUUUCUUUGGAUUCCCAGGAAUAUGCUGAUGACUGUUGAAUCAGCAAAAAAUUCUGUCUUGGGUCUGCUUUACAGCCAGGAUCGUAUCCUGCAGGCAAUGGGGAACAUAGCCCUGGCUUUCCACUUGCUGUGUGAACGAGCUGACCCCAACUCUUUCUGGUUGCCCUAUAUUAAGACGCUGCCCAGCGAGUAUGACACACCACUGUAUUUCGAAGAGGAAGAAGUACAUUACCUACAGUCUGCCCAAGCCAUUAAUGAUGUGUACAGCCAGUACAAGAAUACGGCACGCCAGUAUGCUUAUUUUUACAAAGUUAUACAGACCCAUCCAAAUGCCAGCAAACUUCCCUUGAAGGAUGGCUUUACGUUUGACGACUACAGAUGGGCUGUCUCUUCAGUAAUGACUCGUCAGAACCAGAUCCCAACAGAGGAUGGGAACCGUGUUACUCUGGCCUUGAUCCCACUCUGGGAUAUGUGCAAUCACACGAACGGACUGAUUACCACUGGUUACAACUUGGAAGAUGAUAGAUGUGAAUGUGUUGCCUUGCAAGACUACAAGGCUGAUGAGCAGAUCUACAUUUUCUAUGGCACUCGGUCCAAUGCUGAGUUUGUUAUCCAUAAUGGUUUCUUUUUUGAUAAAAACUCUCAUGAUCGGGUGAAAGUAAAACUAGGAGUGAGUAAAAGUGAGAGGCUGUAUGCCAUGAAGGCUGAAGUCCUGGCCCGUGCUGGCAUCCCAUCGUCUAGUAUCUUUGCACUGCAUUGCAGUGAACCUCCAAUUUCAGCCCAGCUUUUGGCCUUCCUUCAAGUUUUCUGCAUGAGUGAAGAUGAACUCAAGGAGUAUCUGGUUGGUGAACAUGCUAUUGAUAAAAUCUUCACACUUGGUAAUGCCGAAUUUCCAGUAAGCUGGGACAAUGAAAUAAAACUCUGGACUUUUCUGGAAACCAGGGCUGCCCUGCUUUUGAAAACCUAUAAAACAACCUCGGAGGCCGAUAGGUCAUUGUUGGAAAAACCAGACCUCUCAUUUCAUUUCAAGAUAGCAAUUAAGUUACGUUUGGCCGAAAAGGAGAUAUUAGAGAAAGUUGUGGCAUGUAGUCAGGCCAAGAGGGAGUAUUUUCAAAAGAAGCUGGAGGAAGGGGCCCCUCUUCCUAAAUAUGAAGAGAGCAACAUCUCCAUGUUGGAGAACUCUGUUUCAGACUCCAAACUCCCAAUCAUCCUAGGGAAACUGGAAGAGGCAGACGAAGCAGGGGAGCAGGAAUUAAAGAUGCCUGACACUCUUUCAGAAGUAAAAGCUGGAGGAGGUGAUCUCGUGAACGGGGACAGCAAGCAGCUCAAUGGCACCAACACAGAAAAUGAAGAAACCCUACAUAGAGAAGAAAAUGCCAUGAAGACUGACGAUGCCAAAGAAAAUGUGGAAGAAACCACUGAGUGCAACAAGGCAGCAGCAGGACAAUCUUAAACAAAAAAAUAUAGUAUUUCAUUUUUCUAGUGACUACAAAAUGUAAAAUGGCAGAACUUUAUGAACAGUAUAAAUAUCAUAUGUGGCUCUUAGUUAUGUCUGUCUGCAUCAGAGAAAUGUACAAGAAAUAGUGCUGCUUGUAAAUCUUUAUGAAAAAAAAAGAGUUUUAAAUUUGAAAUUUUUAAACUUGGUGGUGUUGUUUUAAAAAGAAUGUGCUGCACUGUUCUAUGAUGUUCUUAUUAACAUCCUUAGUUUAACCUAUUUUGGCCCUGAGAUUCCAGCUGAAUUAUAAUGCAGUACAUACAAGCUUCCUACUAGUUUGACAGCAUGCAAAGACUUUCACAAUAAAUUAUGCAAACAAACCUCCCCAGAAAAGGGCAUAAGUCCAACAGCGUAGUCAAAUAAGGUAGUUCCUUUUCUUGAGGUGUUAAUUCUAAUUCAACAGUUUUCAGUCUCCCCAAAAUAAUUGAGUGAAGUUUCAUUACAUAUUAAGAUUUUUGUACCAUUAGCCACCUAUUUCAUUUCAUCAUGUCACAAUGUUAGAAUUUGAAGUGAUACUUCUCAUUUAUUGAGCCAUAACAUUAGUUUACCUUUUUUUUCUUGCUGAUGGAUGAUGUCUUAAUUCCUUUGUCCUUUAGUUCAUCCAUUAAGAAUCUCACAGAGAAGCGAAGAGUAUAUCAUUUCAAUUUUAAUUACACUGUUUGUAAAAAAAAAAAAAAAGAAAUCUUUGAAUUAUCAGAAAGCUGUUUGACAAUGUGUUCAUCCAUUUGAAUAAAAAAAAAAAGUCUGCCAGCUGAACUUUUAAUAUUCAGUGUAUAUUUUGAAAGAAUGUAAGAGUUUUUAAAUGAAAAAGGAUUGUACAUAAAGAGAAAAAACUAAACCUUUAUGAAAGUUUGUCUUUAUAAAGAAAAGGUAUUUUGUUCCCUUAUUUGGAGUGGAAGAAGAACUUGUUAUACGGAAGAUAUAUUGGUUGAGAAUAACGUUGUUCAUUUUAAGAAGUCUAUUUGGAUUGACCUUUCAGGUUUUGGUGAUAAAUACAUUAUUUUUUAUUUUUUUUUGUCUUCACAACGAUAAUGUGUAAUCAGAGUUGUAUGGACAGCUCAUUAGGCCAUGCAUCAUGCAUUUUGGACAUUGCCUAUCCCCUAUUGUGCAUACUGGGGAAUACUUAUUUGUUCCUACAGGCUUCCUUCAAUGUAUAAUAGCAUUCAUCUCAUACAUUCCUUUUAUUAGGUUUAUUUCUGCACUAUAGUUUCCUUCUAACAUGGUGUACCCCAUGCAUGUGAUUUGUAAGUGUUACAUUUAGUCCAUAAUAUUUGAAAGCUUUAACACCUGGACACUAUCACCACUGUGCUGUUUUCUGAGUGUUUUAGUUCAACUACAGUAUUUCUUAAUAUGUAUUUGUCUUGAACAAGAAGAUAAGCAGUUUUCUCUUGUGUCUUUCUAGCCUGUUUAGUGGUAUUACAGAAGUGCAAUUGUUGCUUGGAUAGAUUUUUAGUUUUGAAAGUCUUCAGUUUUAUCAACCUAAAAUGCAACAUAAUUCUUAAAAACAUAAAUUAUUGACAAGAUUCCAUAUCACAUAGUUCGCAUAGACAUAUUUCAUGCUUUAUAUAAAAUCUGAAUAAGUAUACAUUUAAAAAAAAAAAAAUCAACAACCUUGUCAAUACCGUACAAUUAAUUGUGCACAACUGCUUGAAGCUUACGUAGUGUUUUUAUGAGUUUUCAUGUUUAGGUGUUUGUUUCUAUAAAAGCUUAUGAUUCUUAUCUUCCUAACAACUUAA